Messenger RNA from Aegilops tauschii subsp. strangulata, 3733 nucleotides. RefSeq names its product protein SEMI-ROLLED LEAF 2. The record is from RefSeq and is a predicted model, not a curated record. NCBI's taxonomy places the organism in Eukaryota, Viridiplantae, Streptophyta, Magnoliopsida, Poales, Poaceae.
CACCCACCCACCACCACCACCGGCGCCGCGGCUGGCGCCCACCGCGUUCCCCACGUCGCCGUCGCCGCCGCCGCCGCCCGAUCCGACCCACCGACAGGCCGGCUUGGCCCUCGUAGUAAAUUAGUAGAGGAUGGGUGUGAUAUCGCGGAAGGUCCUGCCAGUGUGCGGGGCCCUGUGCUACUUCUGCCCCGGGCUCAGGGCACGGUCCAGGCAACCCGUUAAGCGGUACAAGAAGAUCCUUGCUGAAAUCUUCCCCAGAUCACAGGACGAAGAACCAAAUGAGAGAAGGAUCGGGAAGCUGUGCGAGUACGCCGCCAAGAACCCUCUUCGAGUGCCCAAGAUCACAGUUUACCUGGAGCAAAGGAUUUACAAGGAAUUAAGAGCCGAGCAGUAUGGUUUUGCAAAAGUGGUGAUGCUGAUAUACCGCAGACUGCUGGUUUCUUGCAAAGAACAAAUGCCACUGCUUGCGAGUAGCUUACUAAGCAUUGUACACACACUUUUGGAUCAAAAGAGGCAGGAUGACAUGCGCAUAAUAGCUUGUGAAACCUUGUUUGAUUUUGCUGUCAAUCAGGUGGAUGGUACAUAUCAGUUCAAUCUAGAAGGGCUGGUUCCAAGACUUUGUGAACUAGCUCAAGAAGCAGGAGAGGAUCAGAGAGCAACUUCACUGCGUGCUGCAGGCCUGCAAGCUCUUUCAGCUAUGAUCUGGUUCAUGGGAGAGCUUUCUCAUAUCUCGUCAGAGUUUGAUAAUGUUGUUGAAGUUGUAUUGGAAAACUACAAACCUCAGAGGGCCCAGAUUGAUGACCAAGUUACCAAAGUUCCAGACAAUGAAUUUGCACAAGAAGUCCCCAAAACAGAGGAAAAUAACUCCCCCUUUGUCAUUAUCGAGAUCCCCACCUGGGAGAGCAUAGUUAAUGCUAAGGGAGGAGUUAACCUGCCUACGGAAGAUGCUAAGGAUCCUAAGCUUUGGUCCAGAAUCUGUGUGCACAAUAUGGCAAAGUUUGCUAGGGAGGCAACAACAUUCCGUCGUAUCUUAGAGUCUGUGUUCCGGUGCUUUGGUAGCAGUAGUUCCUGGUCACCAGAUAAUGGACUUGCUCUGUGUGUAUUGUUAGACAUGCAACUGUUAGUGGAACACUCAGGGCUAAACAUGCACUUACUGCUGGCUCUACUGAUAAAGCAUAUUGAAAACAAAGCAAUGGUGAAGCAACCAGACAUGCAGCUUAGCAUCGUGGAAGUGGCAGCUAUCCUUGCAGAGCAAUCUAAUGCUCAGGCUUCAGUAGCAACUAUAGGUGCCAUAAGUGAUCUAGUCAGGCAUUUAAAGAGAACAUUCCAUAUUACUCUUGGUAGCAAAGAUGUGGAGCUAGUAAAAAGGAACGAAAAAUACCGAAAAGCCAUAGAUGAAUGCCUAGUGGAACUGGCAAAGAAGGUAUCUGAUGCUGGGCCAGUUCUUGAUAUGAUGGCGGUGAUGCUAGAGAACAUUUCAAGCACUCCUGUUGUGGCCAGAUCAACUGCGGCUGCUGUUUAUCGCACAGCUCAAAUAAUUGCGUCUGUGCCAAAUAUUCAAUAUCAGAAUAAGGUGUUCCCAGAAGCUCUAUUUCAUCAGUUACUCUUAACAAUGAUCCACCCUGAUCAUGAAGCUCGUGUGGCUGCCCACCGCAUAUUUGCUAUUGUCUUGGUCCCCUCCUCCGUUUCCCCUAUACUUCAAGCAAGUGCUACAAGCCAGGCUAGGGCACAUGACAUGCAGAGAACACUCUCUAGGGCUGUCUCCGUGUUUUCAUCUUCAGCUGCUAUCUUUGACAAGUUGAAAAAGGAUAAGCACUCUGACAAUUCACAAGGAGAAAGCAAGAGUAAUUCGCACGGCGUUAGUGAAGAGACUGGAAGUGCUAAUCGGCAAAAGCUACCUGUGUCUCAAAGCCGCCGCAGUAGCAUGAGAAUGCCUAACUUCUCCAUGAAAAAAGGUCCAUCAAUGGCUUUGAGAGCUCCUUCAUCUGUUAAAGCUCCCUCCAUUGUUCUUAGAGGUCCUUCAAUGGCUCUGAGAGCACCUUCUAUGUCUGUGAAGGAAGAAAAAAAAUCCUCAAGCAAGUCAGAUGAUGAAAUGGAUACACUUUUGCUGAAGUUGAGUAGUCGUCAGAUCACCCUUUUGCUGACAUCCAUUUGGGCUCAAGCAGUAUCUCCUGAGAACACUCCUGCAAACUAUGAAGCCAUUGCUCAUACCUACAGCUUGCUUUUGUUGUUUUCUGGAUGCAAGGCAUCCAUUCUUGAGGCUCUUACUCAGAGCUUUCAGGUUGCAUUUGCUUUGAGGCACUAUUCACUAACUGAAGCAGAAUUACCACCAUCUCGACGCCGCUCCUUGUUUACUCUGGCUACAGCCAUGACAAUUUUCUCUUCAAGAGCUUUCAAUGUGGCACCUCUUAUUCCAAUCUGUAAACAGAUGAUUAAUGACAAAACGGGCGAUCCAUUCCUCCAUAUAGUGGAUGAUAGUAAACUUCAGGCUGUGAAAGAUUCCCCUGAUAACCCAUCGAAAAUAUACGGAUCACCAGAGGACAAUGCUAGCGCGUUGAAGGCCCUUGAAGCAAUAGAAGUAUCAGAAAAUCAAUCUCGAGAGUGCAUCGUCUCUACAAUCAUGAACAAUAUAGCAAAUAUUAUUGAUGCAGAGUUGCACAGUGUGAGAAGCCAACUGCUAAGUGACUUCGCUCCCGAUGACAUGUGCCCAAUGAGCAAUCAGUUCUUUGAAGAAUCUGCUGAGCAUUCAGUAUCAGGAUCUCAUGAGAAUGGCCACCAUGAAGAGGCUAUGCUGAUUGACCUGGGAAAUGAGAACGAUAUCUUUGGGGAAGCUUCAGGAAGUACAGCAGCUUCUGCAACAUCUGUACCUACUGCAGAUCUUAUGAGUAUUGAUCAGCUUCUCGAAACAGUCGGCGCAGACCCUGCACAUCAUACGGAAAAAUCUUUUGUGUCAGCAGACAUGCCAUACAUGGAAAUGACUAGCCAAUGCGAAGCCCUGACGAUGGGGAAACAGCAGAAGAUGUCUACCUUCAUGAGCUUCCAGACGAACAUGCAAGCAGCUCCGCUGCCAAGCCAUCAGCCCAGCCAGAUGGAGAUGGCUCUCUUCCAUGAUCCGCCGUUGCCUCAGGCCGGGGCGCAGAGCACGAACCCGUUCGCCGACGACAACUUCAAGGGUUACCCUGAGUACACGAACACCGGCAACCCGCAGCCGGCAGAUGAUCCCUUCCAGCAACAUUUCCUGAAGCUGCCGGCGUCAAGCCCCUAUGACAACUUCCUCAGGGCUGCAGGCUGCUGAGGCGAAUGAGUUUCAGCCCGGAGCAGCAGCAGCAAGUCUGUCGUGUCACGUCUCGACGCAUGGUAGUACCGAAACAGGUACGUAGUUCGCACGGAUCAGGAUCUCAGGUUGCUCACCAGAAAUGUGGCAAUGCCCAUUGAUGGUUUUUUGCCGGAAAAAGGCUGUAAUAUAUCCGCGCGCGCGCGCACGCGCUGUUAGAGGGUCGACCGGAUUCAGCACCCAUUCUUUCCAUUCUUUGUGUAUAAUAGUGGUAUAUAGGUUGGUUGCUGUCUUGUAUAUUAUCUCCAUCUCGGUGACGCGUAGAGAGGGACUGGGGGGAGCAGUGCCUUCUGGUGCCUUCUGGCGCAGAAGUGUUUGCAUCCAUGUAACAUAACAUGCUGCCACAAUGGCAGCAGAUUGCAGGAAUAUAUGAUGAAAAUGGUGUGUAUAAUAUGUGUA